Molecule: messenger RNA, 1032 nt
Organism: Porites lobata
Lineage: Eukaryota; Metazoa; Cnidaria; Anthozoa; Scleractinia; Poritidae
Source: the annotation of a GenBank genome assembly
AUGAACAAUUCGUCGGUUUCCUUGAGUAAAUCUUCGCAAGCACAACUAUCAAGCGUUGAAGCAGCCUUCUGGGGGACAUCUUAUGGUGUUGUGUCCAUCUUGAUUAUUCUGACAAACACAGUGGCCUUAGCGGUCUUUGUAAAAACCAGACCUCGUCGUAAAAACACGCACUACUUUCUCAUGAACUUGUCUAUUGCUGACCUUCUAGUUGGUGCCAUCUCAGUUCCGCUAUUUGUCGUUUGCCUGGUGGAUCUCGAGACGUGGGGACAGAGUUUAGCACUGCGGAUAGUACAUUCAACGUUUGACAUACUUUCUGGGCUGUCUUCUGUAUUCACAUUGGCAAUCGUCUCUGUAGAAAGACUUGUGGCGGUGUCUAUUCCUUACAAGUUUCGAAUGAUUCCCAGGAAGGCUUAUUUCAUCUGCAUCGCAGCCACUUGGUUCCUUUCCGGAUGUGUGGCAUCCAUUGGUAUCGCCUUUUACUUUCGGGUAGUUAAAGAAAGUUUCUACACUGUGGUCAUUUUGUCUCUGUCACUUCCUUUGUCCGUUGUAAGCUUUGCUUAUGUAACCAUAGUGUAUAAAAUUAAUCAGAAAAAUAACAGUGCUAAAAACUGCAAGAACAUGACCGUUGAACGCCGACUAAGCAUCACUUUGCUAUGCGUAACUGCCAUUUUCGUUCUCUCCUGGCUUCCGUUUCAGCUCAUCUUUAUUUUAGUACAUUUUUGCAAAACAUGUACUUUUCCCGCAAACAUGGUGUACUUUAUUAAGUUUUUACACUAUAGUAACUCGUUUAUGAACGCUGCAGUGUACACCUUUAGGAUUCCAGAAUUCAAAGAAGCAUUGGCAGAACUGUUUAGUCGAAAGUUAUCACAGAAUGAGGGUCAGCCCGUUCUGUUACAAGAUUUCACCUGUGACAGCACUACUUCUGUUACGCGGGUAACUCAUAGUUUGGUGAAUUCGAAUGGCACUAUGCUGAUUUCCCCUGAUUUAAGUCCAAAAGUCAGUGGUCGCAUGUUGAAAGGGCGGUUCGUCUGA